UUCUUUCGCGCAUUUGAGUAUAAGAAUUAAGAAAGAUCGCGGUCGCUUACUCAUUAUUUCGCGUGGUGAUGAAUAUAAAAUUUCUCAAUUAGUACCAUAUGCCGAAAUGACGAUAAACGAGACGUGCGAACCGGUUUCUCCCACUCCGCGAAAGCUGCCAGCUAUUAGGGAGAUUCCCUCAAUUUGCGAGACGCAUCUAAGUUUAGUAAUGCGACAUUAUCUCGAACACGCUGAAAUACGGUGCGAUACGGUGCGCGAUCAAUGUUCGUAUAAUCAAUCGGUAUAGGCCUCGAGAUAAACGGAAAUACGCUCGUGACUACCUCGCGAAAUUAACGAGGCGCUUUUUAAUGCCUUAUUUACCAUCACUUAGCGAAUUAGCUUCUCUUUGUUAUUCGCCCCAUCUCCCAAGGAUGAAUACAUAUUGAAGUGUUUAACGUAAUUUGCCGUUGAAUUGACUUUUCGACCUUUUUUUUUCUGUGAUUCUGUUUUUACAACUCAAACUUUCUUGUUUUCUUUUCCUUUUCGACGAAGCGCGGUGGGAGCCUUUUUAUUAAUUGAAAGCGCGAUUGUUAUCGAUUAAAUUUACCGUUCAAAGAUAAUCGAUUUUUUAUCGCGAUCGAUUUUUGUAAUUAAUCGGUUUUAUCUUUCUCCCCAUUUUCGUUUUACUCUCGCACACUGCACAUUAGCAGCUCUCAACGUUCAAUCGUCCACAGUUAAUUUUCUACAAAAAUGCCAGUCGAGAAUACCGCUGGAGAUCGAUUAUCCGUCUUAUGACAUUGUCGCGUUCCGUACUGCUCGCGUAUAGCACAGCGACAUCAGAAUACGGUAUUGUUUCUCAUAACCUUGCGUCGCCUUGCGCAGCCCAGAUCGCCGAGAAGAGUCGGAAAGUGAAAUUGACGGCGAAACGCUAACGAACCUUGACUAGCGUGUCGAAAGAGAUGUGCAAAACGCGUCUCGGCCCACCUCCGGUCACGCAGCUGUACCGCUUCGACUCUGACGUUGAGGAAAGCGAGGCGAUAUCGUUCGUCGCCACCGCGUCCAAGCUGGCCACCGUGGAAGAUGAGGGUCCAAAGCGGCCCGAAGGCCCCAUCCGAUCAUCCGCCGCCUCCCUAAAGGUCUCACCCACGGCAAGGGCGACUCUCCAGGCGUUAAGGUCACCGAAGAGCAAACUAGUUACUCGCGUUAGUACCCGCGACGCUGAGACCAUCACGGAUGUGUGCAGUGGCGAGGAGCUGCCAGAAGUCGAGAUAAUCAGCCUGCUGGAAGAGCAAAUACCGAGAUAUCGUCUCCGGGCCGACACCCUAACGCAGUUCCAAGGUUACGAGAACGCUGAUUGGUUUAUCCCGGCGCCUGCUCUCAAAUCGGAGGACGUUGAUUUGAAAUUAUCGCCGGAUCAGAUCCGGGAGACUCUUAACUACUUUAUCUUAUGUAGCAACCGGGUGAGCCAAAUGACCAAGACCUAUAAUGACAUAGAGGCAGUUACAAGGCUUCUGGAGGAGAAAGAAAAAGACUUGGAGCUGACAGCGCGCAUUGGCAAGGAACUGUUAGCACAUAAUCAAAAGCUCGAGACCACAGUGAACGCGUUAGAAACUGAGCUUAAGGAAGCGAACGAGAAGAUUACCCAGUUGAACCAUGAAGUGUUGAAGAAGACCGAGUUGAUACAGAUACUAACGAAUGAUGUCGACGAAUCUAGCUCGGAGGCCGGAACUCCCACCGGUCUGCGCGGUAUUAAUCUGGAGAUGUUGCAGAGAAAGGUUACCUCUCUGGAAGACGAGAAUAAGCAGCUCCGCGGUGAGUUCGCAAAACUGGUGCACGAUACCGACAAUUCCGAAGAACAGGAGGCACAACUUGUAAAGGAUAUUGCAGCGCAAUUAGCAAACGCCAACAUGGAGGUGGAUGGCAUUGCGGAGGAGCUUGGCCGGCAGAAGGAUGAGAAUCGAUUGCAGCAUGAACAAAUAAUUAGUCUUACUGCGAAAUUAGCUGAGACGGAGCUUAGGCUCGCUCAGCUGAUGGCCGAGCACGACGAAGUAGGAGCAACUCUAGUCAUCACUAGGGAUAAUCAAAAUACACUUGCCGCGGAACUAGCUGAAUUCAAAGAACGAUAUGCGGAGGUGGUGAACUUACUAGCCGAAACGCAAGAGCUGUUGCGAAAACAAAGAAAACGCGGAAUGCCGACUGUACGCGGAGGAUCGCUAUUCCCGUCGAUGGGCGCGGCGCCUCAACCGGAUUCUAUUGCUUCGGAGUUGGAAUCGUCUCUCUACUCGGAAUUAAGCAUUGAUUCUGGAAUUGGUGCAGGCGACAGAAUACCACCAUACAAGAAAGUGUUUGAAACCGUUCGUACAGCAUCUCGAGCAGCACAUUCGGGAAUGGAUCCUAAUCAGUUUCCUAGAUUAAGUUCUAUGACGACAUCGACACUAUCCAGCAGUUCUGUUGGUCCGCGAAUGAGUUGUGGGCAAAUGCGACCGCAAGCAUCCACAUUUCCCAGUUUGGAUUCUACCGGUCAUAGUGAGAGCGAAGGAUCCUUACUCAUAGAGUCAGAAGAUUAUCCGGGACCGCAACGAAUUGGUGUACCUGGUGCUCCUGGUGCUGCUGAUUUGGAAGCUGCCAUACGUCGUCUGACACCUGCGGAAGUAUUAGCGAGGCGCGCAUGUCUCAGUACAGGCGCUGGUUAUAGUUACGAUUAUGACGGUGGCAUAUUACAUUCCCCGCCAACCUUCUUGCCUUUUGACUGUCGCACUCCGGAUAGCAUCAUGUCAACUGGCAGUAGCGGUAACCUAAGCGGCUUUAGUGGCAAUAGCGGUAAUGCUUGGCGCAUCCCACAAAAACUGCAGAUAGUCAAACCAAUGGAAGGCUCUCAGACGUUGCAUCACUGGUCGCGAUUAGCGACACCAACAUUGGGCGGAUUGUUGGAGGACAGACCAGGCGUAAAGACUAGAGGUGGUCGUGCUCUCGAAGAUCUCGGUCUGAUAACGUUCGCGUUAAGCGAUUUGGAAGAAGAUGAAGAAUAUACUAAUCCCGGUAAACCGUUCCAAGAUACUGGUUCCAUCUACACCUUUACUAAUAGCACUGUAAUGCAUCCGGAUGAUCAUACCGUCAGCAGCGUGACGCCAAGUAUCGUUAGUAGUCGCGUUGCCUCGGCGCCCAACAGUGGUAUGAACUCCGGCAUGAGUACCCCUCGCACACACAGCCGUCGCAAUUCAACGUCAACAUUUUCUACCACGCUUGGAUUGGCCAAGAUGCUGAAUGAAAGGGGAAUCAAAGCUGUCACGCCUUCGUGCAUAAGCACGCCUAAUGAUGAGCGGAAUUUCUCACCGACCGCUACACCGUGUAACAGUCCGGAUGCGAGUCUGUCACCAAGGUCAUCGUCACCACCACCUGAGAGUGCCGCUUCGUUGACAUUGGGAUUGCUUAGCACCGGAGCAGAAUUAUUGAGGCGUACUUUCAGUUACGAGUCGCCGGCGCCGGUGGAAAUUAAAAAGAAAAGACCGAAGUCAACGAUCUCGCGCUCCGAUAAGAAAGCUCUUACAGGGAUACGUCUGGUGGAGAAAUUGGAAAGAAUUGGUAUAGAUACGAUCAUAGCUACUACGGUUAGUUCAUCGAUCUCACCAUUAGCUCUACAGGGUGCUUUAUACACGCGACGUUCGACUGGAAGUCCAAUGGCACAAUUGACUUUCCUCAAAACUUCGAUGUCCUCCAGUACCAGCCAAGAAAAGUUAAUAUCUCCCUCAUCUUCAAUAUCCUCCACUGACGAAUUUCCAUCUAGUAAAUCGCAAUUAUUGCCGGGCAAACGAGAUGACAGCAAGCAGCCUGAACCAAGCGUGUCUGGUUCCAAUGCAUUUAACUCGAGAACAGCGGCUCUGUCGCCGGAUCGACAACGACGAUCGGGUGCAAGAGCGACAAGGCCCGAUCUAGGACGAGUUAAGCCACCUCCAGUUCCGACGCCUGUAACUAAAGAAUCUAAACAAUCGGCAUUGGGAGCAAUAAGUUCGCUUCUUUUUGGUCGUAAGGGUGGCUUGUUGUGAAUAUUUUGUAGAGCAUGUAAUGCGAUAGAGGGCGAAUUAUUCAAUUCCAGCGAAUUAUUUUUUAACGUAUUCACAGAGAAAGAGCUCGUUUUUUUAUUGCCUGGAGAACUUGGUUCAUGCGAUUCUAUUUGGAUACACGAUAUGCUCCUGUCGUCAGUAUUAUUGAUUGUCUACACUUUUUGACGUAUUCACUGAUUUGUAUACAGUAAUUUUCGAAUCUAACGUGGUGAAUCGUUGUAAAUAAUCAUGAUGAUAUUAACAUUAAUAAGAUAUAAAUCAGGUUGCUAAAUACUCUAUAAUAAAGAUGGUAUUUUAAGUUUUAUCCUAAAUAUCAUGAAUUAAAAGUGAGACAUAUAUAUAUAAAAUGGCAAAAUAUACUUUGUACAGUGAAAGUACGCAAAGUCACUAUAUAUUUUAAAUUUUGUUUUAAAAUCUAUAAUUAAAAACAGAAAGCUGGAUUUUUGAUAGUUUGUGAUAAAUGAAAGAAACUUAACUAUUAGUAUGUAAACUACUAGCUCAAAUGAAGGUAAAAGAUUAUUUUAUCUUGUGAUUGUAUUAAGACCUUCAACUAUGUAUUUAUGGACUGCUAGUUGUAAUAUUUGUGUAUUGUAUCAUAUUUAGUGUUUUAAAAGUUUUAAAACCGAGAUAUAUAUAAUAGAUCAUAUAAUUUAUCAAAUUAAUUAUAUUAAAAAAAUUAUAAUUACGCAUAAAUUAUGAAACUAUGAGUUAUUUAAUAAAUUUUUUUAUUUAGUAAUUUUUUAAGUUAAAAGAAAUUUGAUAAUAUAUUUUAAAUAUCUCUUUAAUAAAAGAAUGAUAAUAUAUAUCUUAGAAACUAACUAAAGGCUAAAAAGUGGCAAUUUUUAGUUUUAGUUUAUUUUUUUUAUUUUUUAUUUUAUUUUGUAUGUAUGGUUGAUGAAUAUUUAAUUUUUCACACAGAUUUGAUAAAUUAAACAUUUUUUAUAUUCGGGAACACUUCGCUCAAUAUUUUUUUACAAGAUGCAGGUCAUUCAGUACAGUCCAUAUUUUUACAUAGUUAAAGAUUGAAAUAAAUUUUUAACGAUACGAAAAAAAAAGAAACGAAUUAAGGAAAUUAUAAUGGCAGGGUAGUUAAUGAAAUUAAUAUCGUGUAUUCGAAAUUUUUAGCUAAUGACUGGAGAAUAAGCUGUUAUUAUAUCAAUGCAAUAUAAACAACCAAUAUACAAGGAGCAAGGAGGGACGCUGAGAAUGGUGCAUCGUACUAUAAUGCAUUAUUUUAUGUAAUUUAGCACAAAGUUAAAUUUGGUGCUAAUUUAUUUUCUUUAGCGUAUGCUUAAUGACGACAAGUAGUCAUAGUAGCAUCGAUGCUAUUGUCAGUCUUUGCACGCGGAAGAUUGUUGCAUUUAGCGUUGAUUUAUUAAAUUUGUACAUAGUUGAAUGAAAUGCAGCGAGGCGGUAAAGCGCCUCACAUUUAUUCUUUUAAUUUCCUUAGCGAUUUCUUUCGCGUAAACGUGGUAAUUUAUUGUAACUUUGUUUCCUGCAAGUGGGUCUGAGUUUUACAUAAGAGGACAAUGUACUAUAGAGAAGAGAGUGUUUAGCUCAACGCAGCCUUGUACAUAGACGUACAAAUUAAUAAAUUAAAUUGGAAAAUAAUGUUGUGUCGCUAUCCUACUUCGGUUGCAUUUCCGCCGACAUAUCCCUGCAUUGUUCUUCUGAUCGUUAGAGAGGCCUAGAAAUAGGCGGAAAAGAAUCGGCAGCGAAAUAGUUACGUGUGUUAUUGUAAAUAGAGCGAUUGACGGAAGCGAUCGUGGAAAUGCGUAUUUUAUUGCAAUUAUAAUCUGUACCGAUAUCUGAAAGAUGCAAAAUCAAACUUGGCAAAGUUUUGACUAAAAUAGUUUAUUUCAAUUAUUAUUCCCAUCAGAUAAUUUCAGAUUUCAAAACAAUUUCUCUUUAAAUUUAUCUUGAAAAAUGAAUUAUAUGAAAAUUUAAUAUUCUACAUAAUGGGCAUUUAGAAUGUGCUAAAAAUGCAUUUAGAUAGAAUGUAGCUAUCUUUUUUUGAACAAGAAGCAUAAUGUAUCAUAUCUUAAUUAUUAAGGAUCAUGCGUAUUGGUAUAAUUAUGAUAAAAUCGAGUGAAUGUAUAACUAUUGAACGGAAUGAAUAACGGAGAAUAAUCCGAUAUAGAUUCGCGUUGUUUUCUUAUGAAACCUGAUGAAAUCGAUGAAUAUGCAUUAUGCAAAAUGAGAUAUAAAUAGUAUAAAAUAUAAUGUGAAAAGUUUCCUGCGUAAUUUAUCAAGAAAUUUUACGCAAUUAAAUACAUUAUCCGGAUAAACCAGUUGUGCAUUCAGUUUUCACAGUAAACUAAAAAAAAAACAAGACCAAUCUGAAUUCUACAAAAACAAACAUCUAAAAGAGUGAAAAUUGAGAUUGUAGAAUUUUUUCAAAUGAUUUAUCACUCUAAUAAGAGUAGAAGAAAAUUCACUCUUAUAGACUAAAAAUUGAAUUUGUGUAUAAUUUUUGAGUGAUUUUUACUUUACAAAAUUUAGAGGUCUCACAAAACAACAAAUAGAUUAAUUUUCUUGAUUACAAUUGAGCUGCAUUGUUUCGACCAAACACUAUAAUAAAAUAAAACGAAUGUACAUACGACCAUUUAACGGAAUGAUUAUUUGGACAUGUAUUCGCACUAGUUUCCUACCUGAUAAGAUUGAUGGAAUCGAUAAAGAAUACGCUUUACUCAAAAUAAGAUUAAAUGUGUAAUGUGAAAAUUAACUUCUUACGUAAUUUAUUCAAAAAAUUUUAUAUACUUAAAUAGAUUAUCCGGAUAAAUUAGUUUUACAUUCAGUUUUUACAGCAAACGGGAAAGAAAUACAGCUACAAAUCAACAAAGAUUAAUUUUCUUGAUUACAAUUGAAGAACUAUAUUGCUUUGACAAACAUUAUAAUAAAAUCAAGUAUAUACGACUAUUUAACGAAAUGAGCAUUCGGAAUUUAUAUUCAUUGGUUUCCUAUGAAAACUGAUGGAAUCUAUAAAGAAUUAUGCAAAAUAAAAUAUAAAAAAAGUAAAUAUAAUGUGAAGAUAAAAAAUGUUCUAUGUAAUCUAUUCAUAUGAGUUGACAGGAUUAAACUCAAUACAGGAUUAAGUAGAUUAUGUGGACAAAUCAAUUUUUUUUACAUUCAGUUUUCACAGCAAACAGCAAAUCAAUAAAUAAAUUAAUAUUCUUGAUUAUGAUUGAAGAGCCGCAUUGCCUCAAUGGAUAAUGUUUCCCUAAGAAAUGUAAUUGUUACGUAGCUAUGAGUAAGGAAUCGUGUGUUAUUAUGUGGUUGUAUAUACUAAUAGCUGCUAGAAUAUGAAUACUGACAUGAGAUUGAGGCCUUAGUACGCGUAAAAUUUUCAUUUGUGUGGUAUCCGAUUUUAUUUCAGGUAUAUGAUGUAUUUAUGAUUAUUUAUUAUAUAUUUAUGGCACGUGUACUUGAAAAUCAUAUGCUUUUCAUCAUUCAACGCGACGAUUCGCCAUGAUUUAUUCGAUCGGAUAGUCACAAUUACGACAAGCAUGUUUGCAGCAAGCCCUUUGUCGAAGGUGCUAUGUAAGCAUUUUAGAUGGCAAGUAGAGAUAUAUCAUACCUCCAAAUUGAACAAUAAAUAUAUUUAAAUAUUAA
This is a messenger RNA of Solenopsis invicta (red fire ant), 7652 nucleotides long. It is a transcript of the gene milt, whose product is annotated as trafficking kinesin-binding protein milt. The record is from RefSeq and is a predicted model, not a curated record. Bases 939 to 4022 code for a protein of 1027 amino acids. Lineage: Eukaryota; Metazoa; Arthropoda; Insecta; Hymenoptera; Formicidae. The transcript has 10 exons.